CUUCACACUCCUCCUGCUAUUGCUACACCACCUCACCUCAAGAAACCUAAAUACAGGAUUCUGACAAUUCAUUUGGAAAAAGAGGAUGAUGUUGCUGAAUGGGCAGUACCAGUUUCUGGGCCUUACAACAAGACAAAUACUAUGGAUGUGACAUCAUCUUAUUUAUUGGGCCAAUGGUUUGAAGUUCGUAUGGGAGAUCUUAUUCGCUCGAGUAUUUCUUGUCUGCAGCAGAAAGAGGGCAUACACAGUCAAUGAUCAAGGCUGCAGGAAUUUACGAGACAAAUAAGGAAACUACCGUUGCUAAAAAGAUUCCCGAAAAAGAUAGUAAAAAGGCAUUUGAAUGGUACAAGCGUGCUGCUGAUUGUGAGCAACAUGAACCUGGUACAGAGCUUAGCAAUGGUCCUGAUCCUCUUGCAUGCUAUAUUGUCGGCACUUCUUAUGGUACUGGAUUGCCUGAAGCAGAUAUUGAAAAAGAUUAUCAAAAUGCACUUUAUUACUAUAACCGUUGCAUGACAAUCACUGCACCUCGAAUUGAUAUUGAUUUCUCGCUUUUAGAUAUGGAGCAUAUUCCCAAGAACAAGCUGCGCAACCAUGCUCCUCACACACGUGAUGAGCGCUAUUUCUGCAGUUCAGCUUUCCAAACCGGUUUGAUUUAUUUGUAUGGAUCACAGCCUGAAGGCGAAAAGGUGCAUUCUGCAACUGAAGUACAAGUUGAUCCGGACUUGGCCAUUCGAUACUGGAAGGAAGCCUCAUUGUUGGGCCAUGCUCAGGCUUGUUUUAAUAUUGGUAUCUUGUACGCUAAUGGUAUGGGUGUAGAACAAGACCUUUGGACUGCUGGCAAAUGGUUUGGAAGAGCCAUCAAAUUAGACACUACAGGCAAUUUGGUCGUUCCUGCCGGAGUUACUACCAUUGAUUGGGAUUUAACCAAAGAGCAUCAACAACAACAACAACAACAACAACAACAACAACAACAACAGCAAAAACAACAAAAGAAAAAGUCGGCCAAUGCAGGCAAUAGUAGCGGAGAUAAAAAGAAAAAGAAGAGAAGAGUCAAGCGUACAAAAACAAACAAUGAGAAUGAGGGAAGCGAUACAAUUGGCGCUAUUGUGGCGCUUGGCUCUAUCAUUGCCGUGGCUGGAGUUGCAUGGUACUUCUAUACACGAGGAAAGAAAUCCAACUAAGAUAAUAAAAUAAACUUGAAGAUUAGCUAAAAAAGAAACACGAU
Molecule: messenger RNA, 1225 nt
Organism: Gilbertella persicaria
Lineage: Eukaryota; Fungi; Mucoromycota; Mucoromycetes; Mucorales; Choanephoraceae
Exons: 2
Coding region: 252-1181 (309 amino acids)
Molecular function (GO): protein binding
Source: RefSeq, a predicted model, not a curated record